GUAGUCGCUGCUGUGCGGCCGCCGGCCGGAUUGGUCUGAAGAGACGCGGGGAGCAAGUGGCAGGGACUCGGACAUCUGAGCUGCCACUGCCGAAAACAGACCGCAAGAGAGCAUCUGCCCAAGCAACAACGAGGAGGUGUUUGCUUGGGAGUUAAAAGCAAGUGGCAACCAAAGCUCAGGACUAGGAGAGAAAAGAUAAUCAAUAUGCAUUUCCAAGCCUUUUGGCUAUGUUUGGGUCUUCUGUUCAUCUCAAUUAAUGCAGAAUUUAUGGAUGAUGAUGUUGAGAUGGAAGACUUUGAAGAAAAUUCAGAAGAAAUUGAUGUUAAUGAAGGUGAACUUUCCUCAGAGAUUAAAUAUAAGACACCUCAACCUAUAGGAGAAGUAUAUUUUGCAGAAACUUUUGAUAGUGGAAGGUUGGCUGGAUGGGUCUUAUCAAAAGCAAAGAAAGAUGACAUGGAUGAGGAAAUUUCUAUAUACGAUGGAAGAUGGGAAAUUGAGGAGUUGAAAGAAAACCAGGUACCUGGUGACAGAGGACUGGUAUUAAAAUCUAGAGCAAAGCAUCAUGCAAUAGCUGCUGUAUUAGCAAAACCCUUCAUUUUUGCUGAUAAACCCUUGAUAGUUCAAUAUGAAGUAAAUUUUCAAGAUGGUAUUGAUUGUGGAGGUGCAUACAUUAAACUCCUAGCAGACACUGACGAUUUGAUUCUGGAAAACUUUUAUGAUAAAACAUCCUAUAUCAUUAUGUUUGGACCAGAUAAAUGUGGAGAAGAUUAUAAACUUCAUUUUAUCUUCAGACAUAAACAUCCCAAAACUGGAGUUUUCGAAGAGAAACAUGCCAAAUCUCCAGAUGUAGACCUUAAAAAGUUCUUUACAGACAGGAAGACUCAUCUUUAUACCCUUGUGAUGAAACCAGAUGACACAUUUGAGGUGUUAGUUGAUCAAACAGUUGUAAACAAAGGAAGCCUCCUAGAGGAUGUGGUUCCUCCUAUCAACCCUCCCAAAGAAAUUGAAGAUCCCAAUGAUAAAAAACCUGAGGAAUGGGAUGAAAGAGCAAAAAUUCCUGAUCCUUCUGCCAUCAAACCAGAAGACUGGGAUGAAAGUGAACCUGCCCAAAUAGAAGAUUCAAGUGUUGUUAAACCUGCUGGCUGGCUUGAUGAUGAACCGAAAUUUAUCCCUGAUCCUAAUGCUGAAAAACCUGAUGACUGGAAUGAAGACAUGGAAGGAGAAUGGGAGGCACCUCAGAUUCUUAAUCCAGCAUGUCAGAUUGGGUGUGGUGAGUGGAAACCGCCCAUGAUAGAUAACCCAAAAUACAAAGGAGUAUGGAGACCUCCUCUGGUAGAUAAUCCUAACUACCAGGGAAUCUGGAGUCCUCGAAAAAUUCCUAAUCCAGAUUAUUUUGAAGAUGAUCAUCCAUUUCUUCUGACUUCUUUCAGUGCUCUUGGUUUAGAGCUUUGGUCUAUGACCUCUGAUAUCUACUUUGAUAAUUUUAUUAUCUGUUCAGAAAAGGAAGUAGCAGAUCACUGGGCUGCAGAUGGUUGGAGAUGGAAAAUAAUGAUAGCAAAUGCUAAUGAGCCUGGUGUAUUAAAACAGUUAAUGGCAGCUGCUGAAGGGCAUCCAUGGCUUUGGUUGAUUUAUCUUGUGACAGCAGGAGUGCCAAUAGCAUUAAUUACUUCAUUUUGUUGGCCAAGAAAAGUAAAGAAAAAAUAUAAAGAUACAGUGUAUAAAAAAACCGACAUAUGUAUACCACAAACAAAAGGAGUACUAGAGCAAGAAGGAAAGGAAGAGAAAGCAGCCCUGGAAAAAUCAAUGGACCUGGAAGAGGAAAAAAAGCAAAAUGAUGGUGAAAUGCUUGAAAAAGAAGAGGAAAGUGAACCUGAGGAAAAGAGUGAAGGAGAAAUCGAAAUCAAAGAAGGGCAAGAAGAACGUAAUAAAUCAAAUAAGUCUGGGUCAGAGGAUGAGAUGAAAGAAGCAGAUGAGAGCACAGGAUCUGGAGAUGGGCCCAUAAAGUCAGUACGCAAAAGAAGAGUACGAAAGGACUAAACUAGAUUGAAAUAUGUUUAAUUCUUGAGAGGGAUGUUUGGCAUUGUAAAAAUCAGCAUGCCAGACCUGAACUUUAAUCAGUCUGCACAUCCUGUUUCUAUAUCUAGCAACAUUAUAUUCUUUCAGACAUUUAUUUUAGUCCUUCAUUUCAGAGGGAAAAAAAAGCAACUUUGAAGUUACCUUGUCUUUGAAUUUAGAAUAAAAGUGGCACAUUACAUAUCGGAUCUAAGAGAUUAAUAUCAUUAGAGUUACACAGUUUUAGUUGUUUGGAGAUAGUUUUGGUUUGUACAGAACAAAAUAAUAUGUAGCAGCUUCAUUGCUAUUGGAAAAAUCAGUUAUUGGAAUUUCCACUUAAAUGGCUAUACAACAAUAUAACUGGUAGUUCUAUAAUAAAAAUGAGCAUGUGUUGUGUUGUACAGAGCUAAAUGCAAUAACGUUUCUGUAUGGUUGUUUGAUUCCAUCAACAA
Symphalangus syndactylus (siamang) is the source of this 2504-nucleotide messenger RNA. It is a transcript of the gene CLGN, whose product is annotated as calmegin. Lineage: Eukaryota; Metazoa; Chordata; Mammalia; Primates; Hylobatidae. Gene Ontology annotation, molecular function: calcium ion binding. The record is from RefSeq and is a predicted model, not a curated record. Gene Ontology annotation, biological process: ERAD pathway; protein folding. Gene Ontology annotation, cellular component: endoplasmic reticulum; endoplasmic reticulum membrane.